AUGUCUACAUUCACGUUCGUAGCACACUGCACACGAGUGCCUAGGAAUAAAGUUUCCAAAAUUUUUUCAUGUCAGUUCUGCUGGGAGGGAGCCAUGUAUCUCUUUAUUUACAUCUACCUCCUAGUGAGCUUUUUUGAAGAAGUGUGGGGUUUUUGUCCUUCACAAUGCACUUGUGUUUACCAUGGCAGAAGUGAUGGCACUGGAACAAGGUCUGUGCUCUGUAAUGAUCCUGACAUGUAUGAGAUCCCUGUAAACGUUCCUGUGGAUACUGUAAAACUUCGUAUAGAGAAAACUGUGAUACGAAGGAUUCCAACUGAAGCCUUUUACUACCUAGUAGAUCUCAAAUACCUGUGGGUGACUUACAACUGUGUAGCCAACAUUGAUAUCAGCAGUUUCUAUAACCUGAAACAACUGCAUGAGCUACGGCUGGAUGGUAAUCUGCUCUCAACUUUCCCCUGGGAAUCACUGGCAGAGAUGCCCAACCUACGGAUUCUUGACUUACACAACAAUAAAGUGACCAGCAUUCCUGCUGAUGCUGGCCGGUACCUGAGAAACCUCACCUACCUGGACAUAUCCAGCAACAAGCUGACCACUUUGCCAUCAGACUUGAUGGACAUUUGGCCUCCCUUCUCGGAAGCUGUCCCGUCCAAGAACACAGACAUUCUGGCAACCCAGAGAGUCAUUUUGGGUUUGCAGGACAACCCGUGGUUUUGUGACUGUCGCAUUUCAAAGCUAAUAGAAUUUUCCAAAAUUGUGGACAACUCAGUUAUACUUCUUGAUCCAUUGGUUUCAUGUAGUGGACCUGAGAGCCUGGCAGGAAUCUUGUUCCAGAGAGCUGAGUUAGAGCAGUGUCUUAAACCGUCUGUGAUGACAUCGGCGACAAAAAUCACUUCCCCGCUGGGAAGCAACGUUCUGCUACGCUGCGAUGCAACUGGGUACCCAACACCGCAACUCACUUGGACUAGGUCAGACAAUAUACCAGUGAACUACACAGUAAUUCAAGAAACACCUGGAGAGGGUGUCAGAUGGUCCAUAAUAAGCUUGACAGGGAUUUCAUACAAGGAUGCAGGAGAAUACAGAUGUAAAGCCAAGAACUUAGCAGGAAUGUCAGAAGCUGCUGUCACUGUCACGGUGGUUGGUGUAGUUACUACAACCGUGUCACCACAGAAGUAUGGAAGGAGACAAGAGGCAGAGAGUCAGAAUACCACUCAGGAGGAAUCCAAGCAGGAGCCUGAGAGGACAACCACACCUCUUCCCACCACACCAACCACCACAGCACUUGUUAGCACUGAAAGAUCAACGAGCAGCAGGUUUAGUGACAAGAAGCAAUCCAGGCCCCUGUUCGAUGGAAAGAAAAAUUCAAAGGCAAUGACAAAUGGGAAAAAAAAGCAGGUGGGAGAGAUAAGCAAGAAAGGUGAGGAGGCAAAGCAGACUGGGGAGAUAAGCAUGAAAGAUGAGGAGACUUCACUGAAUACAGCAGGUAUGGGUGAGCAAAAUGUCACUGUAAAGAACUUAAGGGUGAUCAGUGAAACUGAUGAGAGAGUGACCUUAACUUGGAAAACUGUCAACGCUACAAGCAACUCUGCAGUGACUGUGCUGUACUCAAAGUACGGUGAGAAAGAUAUGUUGCCUCUGAGCACUGAUUCUAGCAAAAACAGAGUCACAAUUGAUGGUUUGCAACCUAGUACCCAAUAUAUGGCAUGUGUCUCACCCAAAGGAGUGCCACCUACAAAAGAGCAGUGCAUUGUUUUCUCCACUGAUGGGUUAAAUGAUGAAAGCAGCUCUCAGUUUUCUAUUCUGAUAUGGGCCAGCAGUGCAGCCUGUGUGGUUGUUUUACCUUUGAUAUUUUUCUUGCUCUACAAAGUUUUAAAACUUCAUGUGAAACCGAAAACUGCAAAGGAAGCUGACCUCGCAAAAGAGACCUAUGUGAAAUUUGAAACACUGUCUCUGAAGCCUCGAACAGUGAAUGCAGGGGAGCAGCUCUGGGCAAGAAGGUACACAGAUGAGUCGGAAAGACUUCUCCUUUGUUCUAGGUCAAGCAUGGAUUCUCAAAUGACCUUCAAAAGUGAGGGCUCUAGGUCUGAGUAUCUGUGUUGAACAUGGGUAAGGGUGGAGGAGAUGGAAUAUACAACAGUUAAAAUUGAUCCAAAAUGAUGAUACUGCAUCUGGACGCAGGUUGGUGUUAGGUGGCAGUCAGAAUAUAUUAUCUUAUGUAACGUAUUCAACUGAAUGGGUAGGGUGGUGGGUAGGAGGGAGAAGAAAAAUGUUGCCUGUUUCUUUUCUUUUUUUUUUGUUUGUGGCUUUGGAUGUGGAGGAAUGAUGUUCUUCAAAAGAUAAAUACAGCAUGAAAUGGUUGCCUCGUUAAAGAUCUUCUGUUUUUGGUUUUCAUUAAAACACCAUUCUGUUUCCUCUUCUCUCGUUUUACUGUAUCGUGUGCUAGUUGCAUGUAUCAAACAUUACUCACAACCUUCAUAAAAACUAUGUAUUUUAAAACAUCAGGAAAUCAGUUUAAACUACUUCUAUUGAUGUCAAAAUUUUAUUUGAAAAUACAAGUUUUCUUCUGACAUCAGCUUGCGCUGUGAGAUGUUGUAUAGUUCUGUUUGUACAGUAUCUUGGACUGGAAGUGAUCUCAGGCCAGUCAAGACUGAAGCUAGCUAGCCACAGCUUAUGGACCCUUGAGAGGUACAAUAUAUACCAUGUUGUCAUUUUGCAGAUGCUAUGGCAAAGGAGGUUCUUUAAUAUACUGAAGCUCAGGUAAGGUAUCAUGAAUAAGUCUGUGAGAGAUACUAGAUAUUAAUAAUGUUAAUUUAUAUCAAAUUAUUGCAAAAUCUCAGCCUUAGAAUUUACUUGGAUGCAUAUAUCUAUAUACCUCAAUUUCAGAAAUCUUUGUACAGAAAAUGUUGUGGUACUGUGUAAUACAACACACACUCGUACAUACUUGUAUAUGUUAUAGAUGUUGUACAAUAUUAUGUACUACACUGUAGUAGUAUAAAGCAUUUUGAGAUACAGGAAAAGGAGGUCUUGUCCUCAGGUCAUUUUGGAUGUGUAAUGAAGUUCAAUGAGCAUAGUGAAAUUUUAUUGUGAGCAUACUUCCCAGUGUUUAAAAAAUCAGGUAUUAAUAUUAAUAGUAAACAUGAAUGCAGAAUUGCCUGUUAAUGAUAAUAAUGAAUUGUUGAUUCUGAGGCUUUAUUCCUGAAGUAAAUAACAGAGCUUUCAUCGAUUUAGGUUCAGAUAUUGUGGUUAGAACUAUGUAUGAAUGGAGAAAUACGUUUUUUUUUCCUUAAAACUGCAAAUGCGUUGUUUUCUUGGGCCUCCCUAUGCCUAGAAGCAGUGUGGGUUUGUUUUGCUAGGAAGCUGGGAAUCUUCUCUUUCCAGAGGGAGAGAUAUCAUUCAAAGCUACGAACCAAAGCUUAAUUAGUUAACUUUAAAGUAGUAGCAUUUCUUGGUGUCACUAGGGUAGGAUUUAAUUUCUGUGUUACUGGUAUGUGUGGUUAAAAAGUGAUCUUCUUUUUCCAUGGAUAAUUUUGAUUGCAGUGAAAAUGUUUUUAGUUUUCUGAGUGGAAUAAUUUUACUUUGGCAAUUUUUUUUAAUUUGGGAUUGUUUAAGGAAAGCACAAUAUCCUUUUUGUAUCAAAACUAAGGUUCAUCUGACAAAGAGUUUAUGAUAAACUAAACUUUUAAGAGGACCUGAAGUGUUACAAUAUUUGCCUUCUAUAUUUUCCAUAUAGAUAGUGUAGCCAGUAGUUGUUGCUGAAGAUGUUUCCAAUUAAAAACAGGUUUGUCAUUAAUGAGAGCAAUUAUUUUAACAUUUAUUUUUUAAUUCCUGGAGAAUAUUUGAUUUCAAGUUUCAAAGCUUUGCAAGAAACUUGAGUCUAAUUCUGGAGUUCAAAAGUGCUGUCACCUGACUUGUAGAUGAUACAUCAACAUAUCAGGCUGAGAUGGUGCAAAGCUUGUUUGAGUGAGCUCGCUUGCAAAUGUGAAACCUUUUGGUUUGACUAAUCCGUGUGGAAUUAGCAUGUCCUAAAGUUAGAAAUUAAUCUCUAUGACCACAUGUGCUACCAGUAUCUCAAAGAUGGAAUGCAUUAUUAAGGGCAUGUUCUUUCAAGAAAACAUUACUUUUUCCACAGUUCUUGAGACAAUAGAGUUAUAUAACCCCGAUACGUUUCUGUACCUCAUGUUAAAAAAGCAAAUUUGCUGGGGACUUUCAGCAGGAAUUUGAUACAAAGACCAAAUCACAUAAUAAACAUAAGUACCCUGCAUCACCCAGGAUUGGUUUAAUUGAAGAGCUGAAGAAAUACUUCCGGUAACAGAUGCAAAUUUUUAUACUGUAAAUAGUUAAUAUUUAUUAUAGAAUCAUUAUGAGAUAAAUUUUUGUCACCCUUAAUGGAUUUGUACAGUAUCUUCUGAAAUGCAAUAGUGAGUCAAUCAUCGCUAGGAACAGGAAUGACUAUAACCUAUUCUUGCCUCAUAGAAGAAUUUGGAGAGGAUUUAACCAAUGUUUAUGCAUCGCCUUUCAUAUUUUUGCACUUUCUUAGCUCAAUUCAUGCUGCAUUUCACUGAAAAGGUUAGACGUAUUUUUAUACAUUACCUACAAUGGGUGUGUCAAAAUUGGAUGGUUAAUGAAAUAACUGAGCAAUGGGAGCAGAAUUCCAGAUAAAUCUCAUUUUUACUUAAAGCUUUAGGGUGCCUGAGCACUUGUCAUAGUUAACCACAAUCCUGGCUUCUGGGUGCGCUUCCUAAGCCAAACUUUAGGCAUCCAUGCAUCUAUUUUAGUCCUUGCCAUUGCUCGCAGUGGACUUUGUAUUCCUUGCACUAUUAUCAGAUUACCAUGCUUUUCUCAGGCAUAAAGAGAGAAACUCUUUCAUGUAUACCAUGAAAAUGUCUGUAAUAGCAAAAACAUUCAGAUGCAGGCUAUAUCUAAGAGACUAAACAAAGGGCAUUAUAAACUCAUUACCUUGUCAAAGAAGUAAUGGAAAUAGAAGUUGUUUUGAUCUGAAAAUAAAAGAUGAUUUUUAUACGUGA
This is a messenger RNA of Columba livia (rock pigeon), 5021 nucleotides long. RefSeq names its product leucine rich repeat, Ig-like and transmembrane domains 3 (gene LRIT3). NCBI's taxonomy places the organism in Eukaryota, Metazoa, Chordata, Aves, Columbiformes, Columbidae. The transcript is spliced from 4 exons. Gene Ontology annotation, molecular function: protein binding. The record is from RefSeq and is a predicted model, not a curated record. The coding region runs from base 1 to 2097 and encodes 698 amino acids.